GGGCGUUAAUACGAUUCCAAUGGAGUUUCCCAUCUCUUCAAAAGUAUAUUUGGUUUAUCCAAAUUAUGUUCGUUUCCGGGUGCACUUUCUAUCGCAAUCCGGUUUCUUGCGGUUCGGAAUAAGGACCGGGGGCGGUUCUACAAGAAAGCCCCAAAACCCGAACUCCAACAGGUUUUUCAAGCGAAUUUUUAGGUGGUCUUCACUCCGAUUACAUAUGCCACGGGCCCCAGUGUGGGUGCAUUGCACCGCGCUCAACGGUGGCGCGAUUCUGACUGAGUUAGCAUGCUCCAACCGGCUGUAGCGAUUAGUCAAUAUCCCAUAGUUAGGGGUGAGUUGUAAAACCCAACUUCUCUAUUGGACUUUUCCGUUCAAUUCCUCCCCAUCCACCCUGCAGGAAGAUUGUUGCAUUGGGACGGCCAUAACAAGAAGAGUGUAUUCUGGUAGGAACCCAGUUUCGGAUUCGGGAUUUAAGGCCCACAAGGGGGUUGGGGGUUUAAACCACAAUAAUUUGAUCCCUAAACCCCCCAUGCCUGGCAUUUCGGUCAGUGUUUUGGUCAAUUUUAAUAAAAAUGUUUGCCUUUUAUUUUAUAUAAAUAGUGCCAGUUCCUGAAUUUCGCUUUCUACCUAAACACUACUUUUUCAUUCUCCUCCCAGACGUCUUAACACUAGCAGUAUCUGACGGCCCCUCGUCUCCCCUCAUCAACCUCCGUGCGCAGCGCACUGCACUGUGGUCAUCUCUCGCGGUGGAAAAUAUCAGAUAACAGGAACCCCCUUACUCGGACAAAGUGAGGCUCCAACAAGAGGACGGUGAUCUGUGUUCCCUUUCCAAGUAGCAAACGAGCUCUGUGGCAAUCGAAUCCUCAAAACAGACCGGGCUCCGGUGCUCGCCAUGCCCGGCCCGGCGGCCGGCAGUAAAUCUCGGGUGUACGCCGAUGUCAAUACUUUGAAGAGCAGGGAAUAUUGGGACUACGAAACACACGUGCCUAACUGGAGUAACCAGGAAGACUACCAGUUGGUGCGGAAGCUUGGCAGAGGGAAGUACAGUGAGGUCUUUGAGGCCAUCAACAAUAAUGAGAAGGUGGUUGUCAAGAUCCUCAAGCCUGUCAAGAAGAAGAAAAUCAAGCGUGAAAUCAAGAUCCUGGAGAAUUUGCGAGGUGGAGCCAACAUUAUUCGAUUGGUGGACACAGUGAAAGACCCUGUUUCCCGAACGCCUGCGCUUGUCUUUGAAUGCAUCAAUAACACAGAUUUUAAGGAGCUCUACCAGAAGUUAACAGAUUUUGAUAUCCGUUUUUACAUGUAUGAACUACUUAAGGCUCUGGACUACUGCCACAGUAUGGGGAUAAUGCACCGUGAUGUCAAGCCCCACAAUGUGAUGAUUGACCACCAGAUGAGGAAGCUACGUCUAAUAGACUGGGGCCUUGCAGAGUUCUACCAUCCUGCACAGGAAUACAACGUCAGAGUAGCGUCUCGCUACUUUAAGGGACCUGAGUUACUGGUGGAUUACCAGAUGUACGACUACAGUUUGGACAUGUGGAGUCUUGGCUGCAUGCUGGCCAGUAUGAUCUUUCAGAAAGAGCCCUUCUUCCAUGGCCAGGACAAUUAUGACCAGCUGGUCCGAAUUGCCAAAGUCCUGGGGACAGAGGAACUUUUUGGUUACCUGCGCAAAUACCACAUUGAACUGGACCCACGCUUCAAGGACCUUCUUGGCCAGCACUCUGUGACUGGAGCUAUUAAAGUUGGCUCUCUGUCAUCGUCGUCGUCCCCCAGACAGAGGCGGAAACGCUGGGAGCAAUUUGUCCAGACCGAGAACCAGCACCUGGUUAGCCCUGAGGCUCUGGACCUGCUGGAUAAGCUGCUGCGCUACGACCAUCAGCAGAGACUGACGGCCACAGAGGCCAUGGAGCAUCCCUACUUCUAUCCUGUGCUGAAGGAACAGUCUCUCUCUAAUGCGGAUGGCAAUAUGGUGUCCAGUGGAUCCACUACGGCUCGAUGAAAGCAGAAGAACAUUUGUUACCUCGACUUUUUAGCCCUUUGUGGCAGAAACUUCUUCAAGUGUACAGUGAAAAUUGAUCAGAGCGACACCAGACACACACACCCCUUCUCUUUGUCAGUCUGAGGUUGACUUGCCCCAGUUACAUGUCAAGCAGCCAGACCAAUGAGCUUGGUGUCUCACUGCUGCCCCUGUCCUGCUCUGCCUCCUCCUCUUAUCACGAGGUAAACAGAAAAUGUUCAAAGACAAGAAAAAAGGAUCCUUCCCUGUCAUUACCCCCCCCUUUGGCCCCCCUCCCUCGUUUAACUAAGCAUGGAGAAUGAAAAGGAACGUGAGCCUGCCCCCCCCCCCCCCCUCCUUUGUCAGGCUGUCUGUUCAGUGUUCAGCCACUUGGCAGGCCUAUGCUCAGCCUCCACACACUGUAGUACCAAAGUGUUAUGGUGGACCUUUUCUCUGCUCUAGGUAGAAUGAUGAUAUUAAUAAAAAAUAAUAUUUUUUUUAUA
Messenger RNA from Salvelinus fontinalis (brook trout), 2493 nucleotides. It is a transcript of the gene csnk2a2b, whose product is annotated as casein kinase 2, alpha prime polypeptide b. Gene Ontology annotation, cellular component: nucleus; protein kinase CK2 complex; cytosol. Gene Ontology annotation, molecular function: ATP binding; protein serine/threonine kinase activity. Bases 890 to 1993 code for a protein of 367 amino acids. NCBI's taxonomy places the organism in Eukaryota, Metazoa, Chordata, Actinopteri, Salmoniformes, Salmonidae. The record is from RefSeq and is a predicted model, not a curated record. Gene Ontology annotation, biological process: protein phosphorylation; regulation of chromosome separation. The transcript is spliced from 12 exons.